CUGGCUUGUGUUUAGUGUUUAAAACACACCACACCACACCACACACACACACACAACUUGCAAGUCAAAUAAGUUAACUCUCUCUGCUGACUUCCUCUAGACAUUGACCCUGGGGUUAAACUCUUAGGAAAAUGAUGCCUGGUUUUCCAUUCCCCUAAUUCCAAUCCCCACCAGCAAGCAAGUCCUUUCUCUGGGUAGAAGCUCACAAAGAAUUUCUCGAGAGAAUAUGUAGCUGCGUUGGCAACAAAAUCCUCUCUGCAAAAGGAGAAGAGAGAGUUGUUAACUAAUGAGUCAAUCCAGCUCUUAUAGCAGUUUAUCUUCGUGGUAUUUCCAAGAGCAUAAAUGUUAUUAAAAAAAAGAGAGAGAGAGAGAGAGAGAGACGGUCAUGACAGGAAGAACACAGUUGAGAAAAACAGGAACAUUGAAGCCAAAAGCAAUUUACUUUGCCAGUAACUGGUUACAUUUCCUUUGUUUUAUUAUUAUUAUUGCAAGAGCUGGGGUUGAGAUGAAAGUUUCCCACACCUGCACUGACACAUAACUUGUCAGGACUCAUUGUGAAGUAAAUCUAUAAAUGAGUGCCUGGGACUCUGAGUUCUAGACUCUAAGAAGAAAACAACACAAAACUUGUUUUGCUAUAUUGUCUUUAAAAAGAGACUAUAUUUCUUUAAUAUGUGAAGGAGUUAACAAAGAGAAAUAACAAAACAAAACACAAGGGCUAGAGGUCAAAGUGGCGUGGAGCAGAGUGGUGGCCGAUUCUUGUGGGAUUAACACCUAUCGAAAUAGCAGUGACUUCUCAAAGGUGAAUACUUGUUCAUUUCAUGUCACUGAGUAAGAGGAACAGAUGGGCAGUCAGAGAGGACUUUUUUUUUUUUAAACCACAGAAAUCUUUCACUGUUCGGGCAGACGAGUCAGUGGCCCUCUGCAAGGAGAAAAUGAGCACGGUUCUCUAAGUUUUAUUGGAAGUCUGUGGCUUUGGUGGAAGUCCUGUUACCUACUGCUGAGUCAGGACUGGCCCAUGGGGACCCUGCUUGCUGUCAGUUCUGCAGGGUGCUGUUUGUUGCUUGGCAUGAGUUGCAUGCUAUGUAGUGUUCGGGAGUGUUCUCACUUGGGGAAAUCUCCUUGGUGAUUACCAGCCCAAGUUAAUAAUAUAAAUACCUCAUUAUGAGACUGAGUGUGUGUGUCUGUCUAUUAGAGAGAAGUUACUUAAAGCAGAGGCUCUGGAUAAAGUCCAAUUGCCUGGGCUGGAAUCCUUUUGGUAAUAACCUGUUAUACAACCUAAGACAAGUAAUGACAUCUCUUUCUCAGUUUCCUGGUCUGUAAAAUGGGAUUCAUAAGCGCACCUUCUGCUGGCUUGUUGUGAGUUAUAAAAGAGUUAUUGUGUGCAAAGUGCUGGCUGCUACAGAGAAAGUAGGUGCUCAGUAAGGAUCAGCUCUUAUUACGAUUAUUCAUGUAUGAUAUUAAAAAGAUUCAUGCAGAGAGCAUUGACUGAAUUCUGAGUGAGGCAGGCAGGGAUGGCUAGUGGGUUAUAUGCACAAAGAAAAAGUCAAAAGUAACUGCGUUUAUUGCUUCACGCGAUGUUUUUUUAAAGUAGAGCUGACUUGUUAGUUAUGCUGUUGGUAAGUGUAUUGCUGGCUUCCCACAGUAGCUUUGCUGGUAGAGAUCAGUCUCAUCUGAGGCACUGGAGCUGGUGUUAUUCUGGAGUCUGGGAUUUAGGUUCUAACGUAGCCCUUAGCUGUUGAGGGGCGGGGGGUACCAGUUUAGGUUGGUCCAGAACAGCUCUCCACCUGACCACUAUCAUACCACAAAACAUUUAUUUUCACUCACCUACCUAGCAAAUGAUUUCUUUUCUUGACCCUACGGGGCUCCAGAAAUGUUGCUCUCCCCAAAAGCCAGCCUCUCAAUCUCAAAGCAUCGCUGGGUUCUGUGGAUCCAAAAGACCUCGAAGUGUAUUAUGGGAGCUGGGACUUUGAACAUCUCCUCCUUAGGGCAUUCGCUCUUUGCAUGUGGGACAAGAUUCUGGCCCCCGUGAGAUGCCAGGCACAGUGGCUUAACAGUAGUCAGGAACAAAAGGCUGCAGGUUUUCUGUCUCAGUUCCCACUGGUUUAUGUUCCCAGAGUUCAAGGGUAAGUACUAAAGUCGAAGGGUUUCACAGGUGCCCAGUGUGACAGGUAUACACCUGGUCAGGUGGGCAGGCCCAGCUCCAGAAGAGACAAAGGAGAGACAUGUGGGCAUCCUUAUUUCCAUUAGUCUAUCGUUCAUUCAACAAAUCCAUAGUAUGCAAUGUCGCCUCCUGGGUGCGUGCUGGGGCGAAUGAGAGACGAAUCCGACCUGGCCCUGUCCUUAAGGACUCUCCGAUGUAGUAUAAUAACAAGCCACCAAACACAGCUCAAGUACAAAGAAUAAAGUACAAAGUGAUGAUACCCAGCCUAAGAGAAGGUCAGCAAAGGAGUUCAGAGAGCAGACUAAAAGAGGAAUUUGAGUCUGAGACUUGAGUGAUUGAUGGGAUUUAGCCAACAUACCUGAAAUAUCAGUGUACUGGCCUUACCAGGAACAAGAAGCUCUUUUCUCUAGAUCAGAUCCCACGCAGAGCUGAAGUUUGUGUGGCCAGAAUAUUAGGUCCUGGUGUAUUCUAAAUUGGUAAUUCUCAGAAUCUGCUGGGGAAGGACAUGUGCUUCUCUGGGUUCUGAAAACAGCUCAAAGAAUGGGGAAAACAGACCCGAUUUGGAGAUGACUUAUUGUCAGUUCCCGGAACCUUUGUCUUUAUUUAAAACAGCCUGUUUAAUGCAAGUUCUCUCUAUCUAAAAGGCCUUUGGGAUUUGAAAGCUUUUCUGGAAAUAAAUGCCUUUUAGGUUCAAAUGCUUUUUUUGCCAACAGGAACCAGUCUUAGAACAGAGGCGAUACUGUUUUGUUUCUUUCCGUGAACCGCCUCAGAUCUACCCCAAGUUUGUUUGUCAGCUUUCUGCGCUGCUAUUAUUUUGAUAAGGGGACAUGAAAGUACAUCCUUCCCCAGCGAUCAUUAAAGCUUAGCACUCGGGGCAGCUGUGGAAACACUUCUGUGCUGCACAGUCUCCAAACCCAGAGCCCACACCCUGGCUCCAGGCUGAGGACCGUGUCAGUCAUGGAAGGUGGCAUCACACUCCCGCAGGGGAGCAGGGGGUCAGGAUCCACGAGGCAGGCCAGAUGAAGUCACCAGCCCCGUGCAGGGAGGUGGAGAGAGCAGAGCCCUCUCUCUCUGCCAGUCUGGCAACUCCAGCAAAGUCCUCAGAGCUCAUCCCACACACUCGGUGCUAGUCACUGCUGUGUGUUUACAUGAGUAAUGAAGCUGCCGGGGGAGGGGAGUUGUAAGCCCAGCGCGGAGCUUCGCAGCUCUCAUUCGGAGGGAAGCUGAUAUCCAAACCGAGUCCAGCCCAGACUCCCUGGCCGUGGCGGGGAGCAGUCAGGCACACGCUGUAGCUUUCAUGAGCCCAGGCAUCGUCAGGCAGAUGUUUGUCGACUGGAAUGGCGCCAAAUCUUAAAGGCAGACCACGCAAAAAGAAACCGUGCCCACAGAGAAGAGAUUCAUUCAGUGCUGUUAAAGAUGCCAACAACAAUUCGGAUGGCAAAGCCAUUGCCAAGGUAAAAUGUGAGGCCAGGUCUGCCUUGACCAAGCCGAAGAAUAACCACAAUAACUGUAAAAAAGCCUCAAAUGAAGAAAAACCAAAGGUUGCCAUUGGUGAAGAGUGCAGGGCGGACGAGCAGGCCUUCCUGGUGGCACUUUAUAAAUACAUGAAAGAAAGGAAGACGCCGAUAGAACGAAUACCCUAUUUAGGUUUUAAACAGAUUAACCUUUGGACUAUGUUUCAAGCUGCUCAAAAACUGGGAGGAUAUGAAACAAUAACAGCCCGCCGCCAAUGGAAACACAUUUACGAUGAAUUAGGCGGUAACCCUGGGAGCACCAGCGCCGCCACUUGCACCCGCAGACAUUAUGAAAGAUUAAUCCUCCCAUAUGAAAGGUUUAUUAAAGGAGAGGAAGACAAGCCCCUGCCUCCAAUCAAACCUCGGAAACAGGAGAACAGUUCACAGGAAAAUGAGAAUAAAAUGAAAGUAUCAGGAACCAAACGCAUCAAACAUGAAAUCACUAAGAGCAAGAAAGAAAAAGAGAAUGCCCUGAAGCCCCAGGAUGCAUCUGAGGUUUCACCAGAGCAAGAGAAGGAGCAAGAGACUUCAAACCAGAAAAGCAUCACUGAGCCCGUCCCAGUGGCCGACGUGAAGAAGAAAACGGAAGGGUUCCAGGAUUUUGCAGCGAGGCCCCUGGUGUCUACAGCAGACCCAGAAAAGGACAACAAAACAGACCAAGGUGCCAGCAGUGAGAAGGUGGCGGAGGAGGUGGGGGAGAAGGGGCCCUCUCCUGCGCUGCCCAGUGCCCCUCCGGCCCCCGACAGGGACCCAGGGGCUGGCAAACAGGCUCUCACCUCCCCCAGUGCUCUUGUGGACUCCAAACCAGAACCCAAGCCCUGCUGCUUUACAGAGAGCCCCGAAAACGAGCCCCAAGACACGUCCUUCCCCGGCUUCCCCACCACGCAGCCAUCGCUGGCAAACCAGAGCGAGAUGGACGACGACAAGGUGCCCGCCAUGGCAGAUUACAUCGCCAACUGCACCGUGAAGGUGGACCAGCUGGGCAGUGACGACAUCCACAAUGCACUAAAGCAGACCCCAAAGGUCCUUGUGGUCCAGUCAUUCGACAUGUUCAAAGACAAAGACCUGACUGGGCCCAUGAAUGAGAACCAUGGGCUCAAUUACACUCCCCUGCUCUACUCAAGGGGCAACCCAGGCAUCAUGUCCCCACUGGCCAAGAAAAAGCUUUUGUCCCAAGUGAGUGGGGCCAGCCUCUCCAGCAGCUACCCCUACGGCUCCCCACCCCCUCUGAUCAGCAAAAAGAAACUGAUCGCGAGGGAUGACCUGUGCUCGGGUUUGUCCCAGACCCACCACAGCCAAAGCGCGGACCACACGGCAGUGAGCCGGCCGUCGGUGAUUCAGCACGUGCAGAGCUUCAGAAGCAAGCCCUCCGAGGACAGGAAGAGCAUCAGUGACAUUUUUAAGCAUGACAAGCUGAGUCGAUCGGAUCCCCACCGCUGCAGCUUCUCCAAGCAUCACCUCAGCCCCCUUGCUGACUCCUACGUGCUGAAGCAAGAGGUCCAGGAGGGCAAGGAGAAGCUGUUAGAGAAAAGGGCUCUCCCCCACUCCCACAUGCCCAGCUUCCUGGCCGAUUUCUACUCCUCCCCUCAUCUCCACAGCCUCUACAGACACACCGAGCAUCAUCUUCACAGCGAACAGGCAUCCAAGUACCCGUGCAGGGACAUGUACAGGGAAUCGGAAAAUAGUUCUUUUUCUUCCCACAAACACCAGGAAAAGCUCCAUGUGAACUAUCUCUCGUCUCUACAUCUGCAAGACAAAAAGGCGGCGGUAGCCGAAGCCACCACAGAUGACCAGCCAACAGAUCUGAGCCUUCCCAAGAACCCGCACAAACCCACCGGCAAAGUCCUGGGCCUGGCCCACUCCCAGGAGAGCAAAGGAGCGUCCCAGUUCCAGGUCAUCAACAGCCACAGUCGAGACUGUCACCCCAAGGCCUGUCGGGUGUCACCCAUGACCAUGUCGGCUCCUAAAAAAUACCCUGAAGCCCUCUCGAGGUCUGCAAAACCUCACCACGUGAGAUUGGAGAACUUCAGGAAGAUGGAAGGCAUGGUCCACCCCAUCCUGCACCGGAAAGUGAGCCCUCAGAACAUUGGUGCAGCACGCCCCAUCAAGCGCAGCCUGGAGGAUUUGGACCUCAUGAUCGCUGGGAAGAAGGCCCGGGCAGUGUCUCCUCUGGACCCGUCCAAGGAGGCCUCCGGGAAGGAGAAGGCCUGUGAGCAGGAGAGCGAAGGCAGCAAAGCGGUGCAUGGUGCGCAUGCUGGGGGGGUGUCAGAAGGCCACAAGCUGCCCCUCUCCUCCCCGAUCUUCCCAGGUUUGUAUUCUGGGAACCUGUGUAACUCGGGCCUCAACUCCAGGCUCCCAGCAGGGUAUUCUCAUUCUCUGCAGUACUUGAAAAACCAGACUGUGCUUUCUCCGCUCAUGCAGCCCCUGGCUUUCCACUCGCUCGUGAUGCAAAGAGGCAUUUUCACGUCGCCCACAAAUUCUCAGCAGCUGUACAGACACUUGGCUGCGGCCACACCUGUAGGAAGUUCAUAUGGGGACCUUUUGCACAACAGCAUUUACCCUUUAGCUGCUAUAAAUCCUCAGUCUGCCUUUCCAUCCUCUCAGCUGUCGUCCGUACACCCCAGUACGAAACUGUAAGCCCAGCUGUGCCCCGCAUCCCAAACGGUGUGGCGAAAAGCUUCGCUUCCUACGCUGGGGUGAUGGCUUGUAGAAUUAGAAGUCAGUAUUUCUUCUAAUUUGGGGGUUAAAUCAGUUCCAGCCAAAGCGGCCGAGAGGGGAGGUGAACAUACCUGAUUUUCCUGGGACGACACCAGCCAAGGCUGGCCAGUCUCGAGUCCCUUCCAACACAGACGCCCUCACAUCCCAGAUGGCUCACUUCGCUCGGGGGUCUUGUGGAGGGAUUUAUGCAUAUCCAGGAAGAACUUAGAGGACCCCGUCUGAGUUCCGAUGGUCAGGAAACAAUCUGGGCAAAAAAAGGGGCAGGCAUUUCAAAGGAAGGGGCAAGGAAGACUGGCAAACAUAUGCCAUGGGAGGGCCCUGUUUUCAUAAAACUCUCCAAGGUUCAAUCAAUGCAAUGUAUAGUGAAACUUCAAUAGAUCUUUUUGUUUUGACACUAUUGAACAAUCAGAGAAGUAAACACUGUUAAAUUGACUGUAUAUAUUUGCUUCUUAAAACUACCCGUAUCACUGUUUGCUCACCUAAUUUAUAUACAGGUAGUUCCAUUUUCUCCCGAUUCCUUCUUGUCCUUUUUUUUU
This is a messenger RNA of Molossus molossus (Pallas's mastiff bat), 6929 nucleotides long. RefSeq names its product AT-rich interaction domain 5B (gene ARID5B). Bases 3499 to 6312 code for a protein of 937 amino acids. The record is from RefSeq and is a predicted model, not a curated record. Gene Ontology annotation, molecular function: transcription cis-regulatory region binding. NCBI's taxonomy places the organism in Eukaryota, Metazoa, Chordata, Mammalia, Chiroptera, Molossidae. Gene Ontology annotation, cellular component: nucleus. Gene Ontology annotation, biological process: regulation of transcription by RNA polymerase II. The transcript has 7 exons.